Ectocarpus siliculosus is the source of this 150-nucleotide messenger RNA. The record is from the annotation of a GenBank genome assembly. Lineage: Eukaryota; Phaeophyceae; Ectocarpales; Ectocarpaceae.
AUGAUGUGGGCAAACAUAUGGAAACUGUUGGGAGCCACCAUGCUUCCAAUGUUUACGGCUGGAACUGGGCUGGGUAUGACAAGUACCACGGAAGACGGAGGCGUAAUCGCGGUUCGAGAUGGAGUCGUGGUGCAGAUGUCGUCGUGGUGA